AUGUCUAAAAUGCACGUCUUGAUCUUAGUUGCUCAUCCAGAUCCAACACACAAAGCAACUGCAUUCCGCUUUGCUGACUCAGCAAAGGCAGCUCUUGAAGCAGCAGGCCAUGAGGUUAGAUAUGUUAACUUGAUUGAAGAAGGUUUUGAUGUCAAUGCUUCUGCUAAGGAUUUCAAGAAGGUCGAAACAGAUCCAUUCAACUACUCAAAUAAUCAGGGUAUUCCUGAUAAUCUCAUUGAUACAAUCAAAGUUCAGCAAGCAAACCUGUUAUGGUCAACACAUGUUCUCGUCUUUGCUCCACUUUGGUUUGGCCGUCUCCCGGCAUGCUUCUACUCCUUUACAGAGCGUGUAUUUUCAUUUGGUUUCAGCUAUGAUGGCGAGAAAGUAUUACAUCAAGGAGUCCUUGCUGGCCGCAAAGUUGCGAUCAUUGUUUCAACAGGUGUUGCCCCAAUGUUCUUUGAUGUAAAGAAAGGCAACAGUCUUGAUGCAUACUUAUGGUCUGCAAUGUAUGCUUUCAACUACGCUGGAUUCACAAUCCUUCGUUCUCUUGACGUUUACGGCGCAAAUUCUCCAAAGAGAAAAGCAAUGCAGCCAGAACUUCAAAAGAAGAUCAAUGAAAAACUCCUCAAGCUUGAUCAAUGGAAGACAAUUGAUGGAGAAAGGAUUUACUCCAAUUUUGCUUAUCUUGAAGAAGUCACACCAGAAAAUAUUCUUAAGGAGUGA
Trichomonas vaginalis G3 is the source of this 723-nucleotide messenger RNA. Its product is annotated as flavodoxin-like fold family protein. The record is from RefSeq and is a predicted model, not a curated record. Gene Ontology annotation, cellular component: cytosol. The coding region runs from base 1 to 723 and encodes 240 amino acids. Lineage: Eukaryota; Parabasalia; Trichomonadida; Trichomonadidae. The transcript has a single exon. Gene Ontology annotation, molecular function: NAD(P)H dehydrogenase (quinone) activity.